AUGUCGAAAAAAAACGCCGUAGAUAUGAGAUGGCACAAAGAGAAGCGUGUGGAUGAUGGAAUUUUAAGGCAUCCAGCCAAUGGUCAGGCAUGGAAGGACUUUGAUAUGCAGCAUCCUACGUUUUCUGUAGAACCUCGGCAUGUAAGUCUAUCCGCCCCUGGAAGAGACAUUGAUGUUUUCUUGCAACCAUUAGUGGAGGAAUUAAUGAAUUUGUGGGAGCAUGGUGUGCAAACAUAUGAUGCCUCAAACGGUCAAAUAUUUAAAAUGCAUGCAGCAGUCAUGUGGACCAUCAAUGACUUCCCCGCAUAUGGUACCAUGUCUGGUUGGACUACAAAAGGUUACUUGGCUUGCCCUAAAUGUAACAUGGAUGCAUCAUCUCAGCGUCUGCGAAGUAAGAUAGGGUAUAUGGGUGCUUGCCUCUACUUGCCCGAGAACCAUAUUUGGCGAAGAAGUAAGCUCUUCAAUGGUCAAAAUGAGCAUCGGUCCAAACCUGUGGAGUUAUCGAGAGAACAAAUAUUGCAGCAAAUUGAUUCGAGGAUAUACAGGCCGUAUGGCAAGCAUCCAAACAACCGAAAAAGACAACGGAAUGAUAAUCCAGCUUCCAGUUGGACAAAAAGAAGCAUUAUGUUCGACCUACCCUAUUGGAAAACGCUGAAGCUUCGACACAACUUUGAUGUCAUGCGCAUAGAGAAGAAUAUAUGUGACAAUUUGGUUGGGACACUACUAAGCAUUGAUGGCAAGAACAAGGACACGGAUAAAGCAUGCUUAGAUCUAGAAGACAUGCGGAUACGAAAGGAGUUACACUUGAAGAGGCAUUCCAAUGGCUCAUUCGAGAAGCCUACGGCAUCGUACACAUUGUCCCCGAUAGAGAGACAAGAUUUUUGUGAUUUCUUGAAAUCGAUUAAGUAUCCUGAUGGCAAUGCAACAAAUAUAUCCAACUGUGUCACCCCUCAUGGUGGAAAAUUAUCUGGCCUCAAAACUCAUGACUGCAAUGUCCUUCUACAACGAUUACUUCCAAUUGGGAUGCCUGGAUACCUUUCCAAGGAGAUUGGGACCACACUUUUUGUGUUGGGAAAUUUUUUCAAACAGUUGUGCUCCAAGACAUUGAGGGUGACUGAUUUGGGGAAAAUGGAGGAACAAAUCGUACUUAUACUUUGUAAGCUUGAUAAGAUUUUUCCUCCUGCGUUUUUUGAUGUCAUGGUCCACUUGGCAAUUCAUUUGCCGCACGAGGCUAUGCUUGGAGGGCCUGCGCAAUAUCGAUGGAUGUAUCCCAUUGAGAGGAUGCUCGAAGUUUUGAAAGGAUUUGUUUGCAAUAAAGCUCGGCCAGAAGGUUCCAUUGCGGAGGCUUACAUUUCAAAAUAG
Camellia sinensis is the source of this 1362-nucleotide messenger RNA. NCBI's taxonomy places the organism in Eukaryota, Viridiplantae, Streptophyta, Magnoliopsida, Ericales, Theaceae. The record is from RefSeq and is a predicted model, not a curated record.